Messenger RNA from Rhinocladiella mackenziei CBS 650.93, 2028 nucleotides. Its product is annotated as branched-chain amino acid aminotransferase. The record is from RefSeq and is a predicted model, not a curated record. Bases 1 to 2028 code for a protein of 675 amino acids. The transcript is spliced from 6 exons. Gene Ontology annotation, biological process: L-valine biosynthetic process; L-leucine biosynthetic process. Gene Ontology annotation, cellular component: mitochondrion. Lineage: Eukaryota; Fungi; Ascomycota; Eurotiomycetes; Chaetothyriales; Herpotrichiellaceae. Gene Ontology annotation, molecular function: branched-chain-amino-acid:2-oxoglutarate transaminase activity.
AUGCCGCCAUCAUUGGACUUCGCCAUGAUUGAUUCCAUGACGGGAACCGCAUUCCAAGGCAAUCCGACUCCAGUCUUCGUCCUUGAUCAUCUGAAAGAAUGGCCAACAGAGCGAACCAUGCAAAUCAUCUCCAGAGAAAUGAAUCAAUCCGAGACAAUCUUCGUGAAAAGGGCGGUGGGUGGCAAAGACCCGUCGUAUUUCACCCGCUCCUUUACUCCGUACGCAGAAGAACCGUUCUGUGGCCAUGGUCUUCUGGCGGCAGCUAUCCUAUUGAUUCGGCCAGAAUCCGCUGAAAAGAUGACCUUUCGAACCGUCGACGGGAUCAUCGUCAAAACACAAGUCGUGGCUGCUGAUCAUUCGGCUUCCCAUAAAGAUGACCUUGGAGAGAAAUGCAGCAUAAAGCUGGAGAUUCCUGCGUUUCCAGUCAAUGAGUGGUUCAAUUCGGACACGAUGCUUCGGUCCCAGAUGGCAGAAUGCCUUGGUCUCCAACCCUCGCAGAUUCUGGCACUGGGAAGGAAUUCAUUGCAUGAUCUAGUCAUCGAACUGGACCCGACAAUAGAUUUCUCCGCGGCCGGGAUGGAAAUCGACGCGGUUGAGCUGAUGAACGCUUCUCCUCCCGGAACACGAAGUCAGAUCAUUACGAGCAGAGGCGGUGGGCAAAGCGCUGAUUUUCUCAAGCGAGUAUUCGCGUAUGGAAGCGAGGAUCAAGCGACAGGCUCGACAUAUUGUGUUUUGAUUCCAUAUUGGUCUUCCAAAUUGAGUCAGUCAUCCUCGUGUAUGAAGGCUAAACAGGUCUCGAAGCGAACUGGCGAGGCAGAAAUAGAGACCGUCACGAGCGACCCGGGACGAACCUUUUCCACGACCUGGGGGAGGUCCGACGCCUUAACCAUCGAAGAUGGCACAUACUCCAAGCUCCCGGGCAUCGACCCAUCACAACUUGAGGUGACCAAAACAAUCACUCCCAAGGCCUUGGUUGCGAACAAAGAUCUUGUUUUUGGGAGAACAUUUACCGACCACAUGCUCUCCAUCGAAUGGACAGCUUCGCAAGGCUGGCUCGUCCCGCGAAUAACACCGUACCAGAAUUUCUCGCUCGACCCCGCGACCUGUGUCUUCCACUACGCCUUCGAAUGCUUCGAGGGCAUGAAAGCCUAUAAAUGCCCGCACGACGACUCUCUCCGCCUAUUCCGUCCAGAGAAAAACAUGGCGCGAUUAAAUAAAUCGGCGGCGCGCAUCGCUCUUCCGACCUUCGACGGCGACAAACUGAUCGAAUUAAUGGGCAAACUGUGCAGGAUGGACGAGCGCUUCAUCGCCUCGGAAAAGGGGUAUUCAUUAUACAUACGGCCCACAUUGAUCGGGACACAGAGAACAUUGGGCGUAGGCCCACCAGGGUCGGCAUUACUCUAUGUCAUCGCCUCGCCCGUGGGCCCGUACUAUCCAACAGGGUUCAAAGCGAUCUCACUAGAAGCGACCGACUACGCGGUGCGCGCCUGGCCAGGAGGAGUCGGGGACAAGAAACUCGGCGCUAACUAUGCACCGUGCGUUGUGCCGCAAUUGAAAGCCGCACAACGCGGCCUCCAUCAGAACCUUUGGCUCUUCGGACCGGAAGAGUACAUCACAGAAGUGGGCACGAUGAACCUGUUCGUGUGUAUGAAGAACAAAGAGACCGGUCACAAGGAACUGGUGACGGCGCCGUUGGACGGGACGAUCCUCGAGGGCGUGACGCGCGACUCUGUCCUGACCCUGGCGCGCGAGCGCCUCGAACCUGAAGGCUGGACUGUCCACGAACGCUACAUGACCAUGGGCGAGCUCGCCGAGGCCGAGAGCGAGGGCAGACUGCUCGAGGUAUUUGGGACCGGAACCGCCGCCAUCGUGGCGCCCGUCCGGAAGAUCGCCUGGAAAGACCGCAUGCUGGACUGUGGCUUGAAAGAGACGGAAGAAGCGGGCGAAAUCGCGCUGAGAAUGAAAGGCUGGAUCGAAGGUAUUCAGUACGGAGAUGAGGAACAUCCUUGGAGUGUGAAGAUUCCGUGA